AUGGCUUCAUCUAUAUGGUGGGUAAUAUUAACAUUAACAUGGUUUCUUGCUGCAGGCUUUAAAUGGUCAUCAGAAGCAAUAGCUCAUUAUUCACUUUAUUAUCAUCUUAUUGCAUGGCUUUUACCAUGUUUACAAACAAUAGCAAUUCUUAUGUUAAAUGGUAUUGAUGGUGAUCCCAUAAGUGGUAUAUGUUAUGUUGGACAUACAGAUUCAUCAAUGUUACGUGGUUUUGUUAUUUUACCAUUAAUUGCAUUUUUAACAAUCGGAACAAUAUUUUUAUUAGGUGGUUUAAUAAGUUUAAUGCGUAUAAGAAAUGUAAUGAAAAAUCAAGAUCGUACAAAAACAAAUAAAUUAGAAAAACUAAUGGUACGAAUUGGUUUAUAUUCAAUUCUUUAUACUGUUCCAGCAACUUUUGUUAUUGGAAUUUAUUUUUAUGAACUUCAUUAUCGUUUAGCAUGGGAAGAAAAUCUUCAUUGUAAUAAUUGUCCUAAUCGAUCAUAUUCAUCAUGGACAAAUCAACCAAAUUUUACAAUUUAUAUGGGAAAAUAUUUUUUCUUAUUAAUUGUUGGUAUAACAACAGGUUUAUGGAUUAAUUUAAAUAGUAAAACAAUUUUAUCAUGGAAAAAUUUUUUUUGUCGUUGUUUAUGUUGUAAACCUACACAUGAAAAUCAUCAUUAUCAUUAUGCAAAUCAUCGUGGAAGAGAUGAUUACGGAAUAAAUUAUUCUUAUAAACAUACAAAAAUUAAUGGAAGUAAAUAUUCAUUACCAUCAUCAAAACAAAUGCCUUUAGUACAUGUAUAA
Molecule: messenger RNA, 801 nt
Organism: Adineta steineri
Lineage: Eukaryota; Metazoa; Rotifera; Eurotatoria; Adinetida; Adinetidae
Source: the annotation of a GenBank genome assembly